Messenger RNA from Betta splendens (Siamese fighting fish), 3127 nucleotides. RefSeq names its product minichromosome maintenance complex component 4 (gene mcm4). NCBI's taxonomy places the organism in Eukaryota, Metazoa, Chordata, Actinopteri, Anabantiformes, Osphronemidae. The coding region runs from base 97 to 2676 and encodes 859 amino acids. Gene Ontology annotation, biological process: DNA replication; DNA strand elongation involved in DNA replication; mitotic DNA replication initiation. Gene Ontology annotation, molecular function: ATP hydrolysis activity; ATP binding; single-stranded DNA binding. Gene Ontology annotation, cellular component: nucleus; MCM complex. The record is from RefSeq and is a predicted model, not a curated record. The transcript has 17 exons.
UGGUCUAAAAUUCCCCGCGAAAAUUACGUCACCGGCAGUUUCGCGCCAGUUCUUCAGCACUUGGACUAACGUAGAAAAGUGGAUAACCCAUCAACAAUGUCUUCCCCCACAUCAACUCCUGGGCGCAAACGUGGAAGAAACACCAACCCAUCUACACCCAGCAGUGAUGUGCCCACAUCACCUCCUUCUCAGAGGCGCAGGGGUCAGGACUCGUCCACCGGGGACCUCAUGCCGAUGCCAACCUCACCGCCCACUGACCUGCUCAGUCCUGCAGCAGUUCAGGACACUUCUCUGCUCUCCAGCCCACGACCAUCGGUUCAACCCAAUGAGGUAGACAUGAGCUCUCCCCUGAUGUAUGGGACGCCGAGCUCCAGGAUUGAAGGGACCCCUCGGAGUGGAGUUCGUGGCACUCCAGCCAGACAGCGCCCUGAUCUGGGAUCAGUGAGGAAAGCUCCACAAGUGGAUCUUCACUCUGAGCCAUCAAACACUGAAGGUGCAGUAGCCAGUGAAUCGAAUGCAGGCCAGAGACUGGUGAUCUGGGGAACUGAUGUCAAUGUGGCAACCUGUAAGGAAAAGUUUCAGAGGUUCCUGCAGAGGUUCAUCGACCCAACAUCCACUGAAGAUGAGAACGCUGGGCUGGACCUGAGUGAGCCAUUAUAUAUGCAGAAGCUGGAGGAGAUCAGUGUUGUUGGGGAUCCAGUGCUCAAUGUGAAUUGCCUACAUGUGCAGGCGUUUGAUGCAGAACUUUACAGGCAGCUCAUUUGCUACCCACAGGAAGUCAUCCCAACCUUCGAUAUGGCCGUCAACGAGCUUUUCUUUGAGCGUUUCCCAGACUCUAUUCUGGAGUUUCAGAUCCAGGUUCGCCCCUACAAUGCCCUGAAAACCAGGAACAUGCGUAGCCUGAACCCUGAAGACAUCGAUCAGCUGAUCACCAUCAGCGGCAUGGUGAUCCGUACUUCACAGCUCAUCCCGGAGAUGCAGGAGGCUUUCUUCCAGUGCCAGGUGUGCGCUUACAGCACCCGUGUGGAGGUGGAUCGUGGACGCAUCGCCGAGCCGGCUGUGUGUCGCCACUGCAACACCACCCACAGUCUGGCACUCAUUCACAAUCGCUCGGUCUUCUCAGACAAACAGAUGAUCAAAAUUCAGGAGUCUCCUGAAGACAUGCCUGCAGGACAGACGCCUCACACAACUAUUGUCUAUGCUCACAAUGACCUGGUUGAUAAGGUGCAGCCGGGAGACCGAAUAAACAUCACUGGCAUCUACAGAGCAGUCCCCAUGCGUGUGAACCCCCGUCAGAGCAACGUGAAGUCAGUUUACAAGACUCACAUCGACGCCAUUCACUUCCGCAAGACGGAUGAGAAGCGUCUUCACGGGUUGGAUGAGGAGACUGAGCAGAAGCUCUUCACUGAAGACAGAGUGCAGACACUGAAGGAGCUGGCGGCGAAGCCAGACGUCUACGAACGCCUGGCCUCUGCCCUCGCACCGAGUAUCUAUGAACAUGAGGACAUCAAAAAGGGCAUCUUGCUGCAGCUGUUUGGCGGCACUCGCAAAGACUUCAGCCAGACUGGCCGCGGUCACUUCCGUGCGGAGGUCAACAUCCUGCUCUGUGGGGACCCCGGUACCAGUAAGUCUCAGCUGCUGCAGUACGUGUACAACCUGGUGCCCCGUGGCCAGUACACGUCAGGAAAAGGCUCCAGCGCCGUGGGUCUCACCGCCUACGUGAUGAAGGACCCGGAGACCAGGCAGCUGGUGCUGCAGACGGGUGCGCUUGUGCUGAGCGACAACGGCAUCUGCUGCAUCGACGAGUUCGACAAGAUGAGCGACAACACCCGCUCUGUGCUGCACGAGGUCAUGGAGCAGCAGACUCUCUCCAUCGCCAAGGCUGGAAUCAUUUGUCAGCUGAACGCCCGCACUGCUGUGCUGGCUGCUGCCAACCCUGUGGAGUCUCAGUGGAACCCCAAAAAGACCACCAUUGAGAACAUCCAGCUGCCGCACACGCUGCUCUCCAGAUUCGACCUGAUUUUCCUGAUGCUGGAUCCCCAGGAUGAGGCGUACGACCGCAGGCUGGCCCACCACCUGGUGUCGUUGUACUACCAGAGUGAGGAGCAGAUGGAGGAAGAGUUCCUGGACAUGACUUUGCUGAAGGACUAUAUUGCAUAUGCACGAACAUACAUCAAUCCAAGACUGAGUGAGGAAGCGAGUCAGGCCCUCAUCGAGGCCUACGUGGACAUGAGGAAGAUAGGCAGCGGUCGAGGCAUGGUGUCCGCCUACCCCCGACAGCUUGAGUCCCUGAUCCGCCUGGCGGAGGCCCACUCUAAGGUGCGCUUCUCUGAGAAGGUGGAGACCAUCGACGUGGAGGAGGCCAAGCGGCUGCACAGAGAGGCGCUCAAGCAGUCGGCCACUGACCCCAGAACUGGAUUUGUUGACAUUUCAAUUCUCACCACAGGUAUGAGUGCCACUGCACGCAAGCGUAAGGAGGAAGUUGCUCAAGCCCUAAAGAAAUUGAUCCAGGCAAAGGGAAAAACGCCCGCCAUGAAAUACCAGCAGCUCCUCGAUGACCUCAGAGGACAGUCAGAAACUGCAAUCACUAAGGAGCUGUUUGAUGAGGCGCUGCGAGCCCUGGCCGAUGAGGAUUACUUAACUGUCACUGGAAAGACCGUUCGUCUGCUGGCCUAAGCCAAACCCUGCAAUUAUGUACAGUACUUAGUUUAAAAUCCUCUCCUGUCUCUUUUCCCAUGCUGCAAAAAAAACAAUUGUGUGAUUAAUCAAUGAUGUCUAUUGGGCGUAUUAGAUGUUUAAUGUCCUGGAUUAAGGUGACAUGAUUUGAGGAUGACUCAACCUAUAGGGAUUCUUUUUCCACGAAAGAAGGAACUUAAACUUCUGGACUGGAAAGAAAUGGAGGAUAUAUUUAAAAGUGCUUGUUUUUCUUUAGUUUGUGGUCUGUUGUAUUAAAAGAAACAAUUUUGUAACUUGUACAUUGUUAUUGCUGCAUUUCUUAUCUGGAUGUUAAAGAAACCUUAAUGUAAUGUUUUGUUUGAGUUCUAAGUGAGUACUUAUCAGAUUGAAAGUCUUUGUUGCUUCAGUCAACUACUUGUUAAUGCACAAAAUAAAAUGUUGCUCACUGAAA